AUGGCUCGUACGAAGCAAACCGCUAGGAAAUCCACCGGAGGAAAAGCUCCGAGGAAGCAACUCGCCACCAAGGCGGCGAGGAAAUCUGCUCCGACCACCGGUGGAGUCAAGAAACCUCACCGUUACCGUCCCGGAACCGUCGCUCUUCGUGAGAUUCGUAAGUACCAGAAGAGCACUGAGUUGUUGAUCCGUAAACUUCCAUUUCAACGUCUUGUUCGUGAAAUCGCCCAGGAUUUCAAGACGGAUCUGAGAUUCCAGAGCCACGCAGUGUUGGCACUUCAAGAAGCAGCUGAAGCAUACUUGGUGGGUUUGUUUGAAGAUACGAAUCUGUGUGCGAUUCAUGCUAAAAGGGUUACGAUCAUGCCUAAAGAUAUUCAAUUGGCAAGAAGGAUUCGUGGGGAACGUGCUUAA
Messenger RNA from Arabis nemorensis, 411 nucleotides. NCBI's taxonomy places the organism in Eukaryota, Viridiplantae, Streptophyta, Magnoliopsida, Brassicales, Brassicaceae. The record is from the annotation of a GenBank genome assembly.